GUCCUGAACACCUUCCUUGAAGUUGUCCUCCAGGAGACUUAGAAAUCCUUCAAGCUGCACCCUGACUAUUCCCAGGGAGCGGGGAAUGAGUAAUUCAAUGCUCGCCCGGGUAACCACGCUGUCGCUCGAGACCAUGGGAUGAUCGGUGAUACUGCCGCAGUCCGCAAUCGCCGCAGGCAGCAGCCAACAGCUUCACAAUUUAUAAAUCCGACUUCAGCACACCAGUCUGAACCUCAUUCGACACGAACCAACGCUCUUGUAACUCAUUUGACCCUCUCACACGGAACACCAUGACUCUAGUUCUACCGGACGGUUACCAAUAUGUGGCUGCCUCGUUGCUGUCGGCUUCCUGGGUCAUCAUAUGGCAAAUCAUACGUAUCGGCCCUGCUAGGAGGGCAGCGGGCAUUCCUUAUCCUCAACUGUACGCGGAGAACGCUCAACUAAAAGAAAAUCCAGCUGCUCUUCGGUAUAACUGUGUCCAGCGUUGCCAUCAAAACACUCUCGAGAAUAUCCCGUUAAUUAUGAUUUCACGUGUGCUCGCUCGUAUCGCUUACACCAUUGGGUACUCCACGGGUGUGCCAGAAAAGCGUGCGGCAGGUUCUGCUAGUGGUUCUCUUGCUUUAAUGGGCUUAUUAGCAGCUGCUACUGUUACCAUCGUACAAGUCUGUUUCUUCUAGGGGUUGUGGUACCCUCUGGAAAUGCAAGACCAAGCAUUACCCCAGUAUUUUAAUUUCAAAGCAUGGCAUCGUUGCAUCUUCUCGUCCAUCUAAAUCGGCUCAGCUAUUCGAACGUUUCUUCUAAGGAAGUCAUCUUUCAUCUUUAAUCGUAACCUUUAUGACGAGCUAUCUCCCAUGCUGGAUUGUGCUCCUUGUGAUAGCAAGUUGUUAUCGCGUUGAUGUCUCUGAUAUUUCAAAGGAUUAUAUUCGCCGCCUCA
Molecule: messenger RNA, 934 nt
Organism: Suillus bovinus
Lineage: Eukaryota; Fungi; Basidiomycota; Agaricomycetes; Boletales; Suillaceae
Exons: 7
Coding region: 291-677 (128 amino acids)
Cellular component (GO): membrane; nuclear envelope; endoplasmic reticulum
Molecular function (GO): glutathione peroxidase activity; glutathione transferase activity
Source: RefSeq, a predicted model, not a curated record